Lutra lutra (Eurasian river otter) is the source of this 2712-nucleotide messenger RNA. It is a transcript of the gene TRIM65, whose product is annotated as tripartite motif containing 65. Gene Ontology annotation, molecular function: protein binding; zinc ion binding. The record is from RefSeq and is a predicted model, not a curated record. Bases 646 to 2199 code for a protein of 517 amino acids. NCBI's taxonomy places the organism in Eukaryota, Metazoa, Chordata, Mammalia, Carnivora, Mustelidae. The transcript has 6 exons. Gene Ontology annotation, biological process: positive regulation of autophagy.
AAGGAGACACCCCAAUCUGGCAGAUGCUGAAACAGCACAAGGAAAAGGGCCGCGGAGCACUUCCUGGCAGGAGAGGCCGCCAAGGAGCUCAGCCCGGUGCCCAGCGCUCUCACGGACCGGGCGACCUCGUGCAGUCUCCUUUCGUCGCCAAAACUGCCAGGAAGUAGCUGCUGUUGUCCAGGUUUCCGGAUGGGGGGCCCAGAGGGGUUGCGUGGGGGACUGCAGCCAAGAAGAGGCUCCGAAGCCCAACGGGGUUCCCAAAGUUUCUGGUACCUGGAGGCGGGGGCCGCUCCCCUACACAGGAGCUGCUUAGAGGGUCUGGGGGAAAGGGUGGAGCUCCCAGGGUGGGACCACCGACAGGCGGACCCCAACUCCCACCCUGGGGCGGCGUGAGGCAGCAAGGGUGGCUCGGAGCCCGGACGAACGGAAGAAAGUGGGAGCCGCGAGGGCCCAGGUCGCUGGUAGGGGAGGCGACAGCCGCUCGGCUCCAGCUAGACGCGCCCUCGCUCCUCCCGCCGGCUCUCGGGGGAACCCGCGCCCCGCGCCGCGCCCCGCUGGGCCCGCCCCGCUGGGCCCGCCCCUCGCCGCCCCGCCCGCUUUCGGAAGCACCGGCCGGGCCUGCGGAGCUGCGCUGAGGCCUCAGCCAUGGCCGCGCCGCGGCUGGAGGACGUGCUGACCUGCUCCAUCUGCCUGGGGCUCUACGUGGAGCCGGUGACGCUGUCCUGCGGCCACAACUUCUGCGGGGCCUGCAUCGGGGACUGGGGACGCGGCUGCGACAAGGCGUGCCCCGAGUGCCGGAAGCCCUUCCCCGACGGCGCCGAGCUGCGCCGCAAUGUGGCGCUCAGCGCCGUGCUCGAGGCGAUGCGCGCGGGGCCCGGCCCGGACUCGGCCCCCGCCUCUGGCUCCGCCUUGGGCGCGCGCUGCCCCCGGCACGGGCGGCCGCUCGACCUCUUCUGCCGCACCGAGGCUCGCUGCAUAUGCAGCGCGUGCACCGUGAACGAGUGUCUCCUCCACGAGCGGGCGCUGCUGGACGACGAGCGUCGGGAGCGCGAGGCCCAGCUGAGAGCCACGCUGGAGGUCAGCCAGCAGCAGGUGACCCAGGUGGAGAGGCAGCUGGAGGAGCUACAGCAGCAAAGCAGCCAGAUCCAGACCUCGGCCUGCACCCUGGCCUCCGUGAUCUCGGGCAAGUUCAGCCGCCUGCUGCAGGCCCUGGAGAUGCGACGGGCCUUGGCACUGAAGGACAUCAAGGUGGCCGAGACCCAGGCACUAGCACAGGCCCAGGAUGCAGAACAGCGACUGCGGGGCCACCGGGAGGCCUUGGUUCGUUACGACCGCAGGGUCCGGGACCUCCUGCAGCAGCUGGAUGACCGCACCUUCCUUCAGGAAUCACAGCUCCUGGCCCCCCCAGCGCCUCUUGGGCCUCUGACUCCUCUGAAGUGGGACGAAGAUCAGCAGCUGGCCGGCCUGAAGGAGUCACUGAGCCAGCUGUGUGGCCUCCUCCUGGAGGAGGGGGACCACCCCAGGGCAUCUGCCGAGACUGCUGAUUCAGGCCCCAUGGAGGGCCCAUGUCCCCUGGCACCAGUCCCAAGCCCAGUUUGUCCACUGAGGAGGAAACUCUGGCAGAAUUACUGCAAUCUGACCUUCGACCCGGACACCGCCAAUCGCCACCUCUACGUAUCUCGGCAGGACCAGCAGGUAAAGCACCGUCACAAGCCCCGGGACCCAGCUGGGCCAAGCAGCUUCGAGCUCUGGCAGGUGCGGUGCACCCAGAGCUUCCAGAACGGGCGACACUACUGGGAGGUGCACACAUCUAACCACUCGGUGACUCUGGGCGUCGCCUACCCAGACCUGACGCGGCGCAAGCGGGGGCCCCACACGGACAACAUCGGGCGCGGGCCAAGCUCCUGGGGGCUCUGUGUUCAGGAGGACAGGGCGCAGGCCUGGCACAACGGGGAGGCCCAGCUCCUCCCAAAGGUGUCGGGGCGGCUCCUGGGCAUGGACUUGGACCUGGUUUCUGGCUGCCUCACCUUCUACAGCCUGGAGCCCAGGACCCAGCGCCUGCAUACCUUCCAUGCCAUCUUCACCCAGCCCCUCUACCCUGUCUUCUGGCUCCUGGAGGGUAGGACUUUGACCCUGUGCCAUCGGCCCGAGGCCAGGCUCCCUUCGGAGCUCCAGGAAGAGGCCUCGGAGCCCAGCUGAGGAAGGAACAGGAUGGAGCUCUGGGCCAGGAACAGGUGCCACCAUACCUUUGUGCCCAAAAGCUGCCCAGACCCUAGCUUGGGGACCUGAGGCCACAGCGAUAAUGGGACCAGCUUUGGGCCAGAAGAUCAACUCAGAACUAGGCUGGGCCACUUGGGAAGAGAGGUUGGGAGGGAGCCCCCAACCGGAGUUCACUCUCCAGCAUCACUGAAGGACACGGGGACAAGAAAGGGACUAAAACAGGAGGACCCUGCCCAAGCAGAGCCCACUUCUCCACGCUGCCGCGGCAUUCUGAGGCUGGCACAGCGCCCGUGGGCUCCUGGUCCUGCAGCCGAGCGCGCGCAGUCAGGCCUCCCCGCACAGUGUGGUGCGCACACACACUCCGCGGCCCGCUGGCCUCCUGUGAAAGUGACGUAGAUCAAAGGAGUGGGACGGUGGGCGGGAGGUUGGGGGCGGGCCACAAAGCAUGGACAAUUCCUGCAGAAAACCUAGAGAAAAGUGAUGUUUUACUUC